AUGCAUAUAGGUAAUCCACGACAAAUUGUGUAUGGCUCCUUCGACACUGGAAGUAGUUUGUCAUGGUUCAAAUGCAAUCAACCUAUAGAAAAAUUGGGAUGUGCAAACAACAAUGAGGACUCUCUCCCAAGACAACUAUACGCAGAUGACCCCAAGUUUUCAUACUGCAUAUCAAGUGACCUAAGUCAAAUCAAUGUCCUCUUAUUUGGUCCUGAAGCAAAGAUCCAAGGCCAACCCGGACCAAUGUUUAGAAACAUGUUCAAUGAUAAUUAUUUCAUUGACCUCCUUGCAAUCACAGUGAAUAAUGAGAGGUUAGAUGUGUUACCAUCAGUAUUCCAAAUGUCGGAUUCUGGGACAAGAGGCUUCAUCGUAGACUCAGGCUCCACCUCCACUUGGUUAACCUCGGUGGCUUUCGAGGCUAUGAAAAAGAAGAUGGUGCAAAUGUUUGGUCGUCCUCCUAUCCAGUACACGGUCCAAGGUAGCGUACAUUUUGAGAUAUGUUAUGAAAGUAGAAAGUUUAUAGAUGGGAGGCCGCCUGUAAUAGGAUUUCAGUUUGUGAAUUAUUUGUUAGAGAUUGAGGAGAGUAAUAUGUGGUAUAAGAUACCCGAUUCCACUUUGCAAUGUUUAAUAAUACUUGAUGGAAAGAACGACACCAUAUCCAUCCUUGGAAGUUACCAACUUCUUGAUGUUAAUGUUGGGUAUGAUCCUAAUAAGGGAGCCUUGUAUUUUGAUAAGAUUAAGUGCCCUAAUCCUUGA
Chenopodium quinoa (quinoa) is the source of this 756-nucleotide messenger RNA. RefSeq lists its product as uncharacterized. Lineage: Eukaryota; Viridiplantae; Streptophyta; Magnoliopsida; Caryophyllales; Amaranthaceae. The record is from RefSeq and is a predicted model, not a curated record. The coding region runs from base 1 to 756 and encodes 251 amino acids. Gene Ontology annotation, cellular component: extracellular region. The transcript is spliced from 2 exons.